AUGGAGCACCCUAUAAAAGAUGGGUUCCUGUAUAUUCAACACCCGAAAUUUGGGAAGAAGACUUGGCGGAAAGUAUGGGUCCAACUUUUUGCUGACAGUCCCUUUGGUGUUGCCCGUCUUGAGUACUUUGAAGCACGUGAUGGUGGUGCAGCCGGAAAAGCAACCCUGAGGAAAGGGGAACGUAAAGUGAUUCGCCUCUCGGACUGUGUCUCUGUGGAAAGAGCUGAAGAUCAGAGCUCCCCCAAGGAGACAGUGCCUUUCUACUUGUGCAUGCUGGAACGCAACUGGAUGUUCGCAGCAGAUCAGCCAAACGAAUGGAUUGAAUUCAUCUGCCAACUAGCUUUUCAGAAAAGACCUUCCCAAUCCAGUCCAGUUGGAAACACCUCAAGCCCUCAACUCCUAAUGGAGGAGAAUUCCAUCUACUCAUCCUGGAAGGAAAUUUGUGAGUUCCCGGUGAGUGUGUUCCCAACAGAGGCUUCUGCAAGAUGUCAAUUGAAAGGGAACUACCUGAUGGUCUCUUUACCUGAGCAGCUGGUCCUGAAGGAUGUGCAGUCUGGACAAAUACAAUAUAACUGGCCUUAUACCUUCCUCCGGAGGUUUGGCCAGGAAAAGAGUUCCUUCUCUUUUGAGGCAGGUCGCCGCUGUGAUUCGGGAGAGGGCGUCUUCACUUUUAAUACUUCACAGGCUGCGGAAAUAGGCAAAGCUGUCUCCGCUGCAAUAGAGCACCAGAAGGCCAUCCUUAUGGAGGACAACAAGAAAGGUGGGGUUUCUCAAGCUCAGGACUGUAUGCAGAAAGCCGGGCUAAGGUCAUGGGCCUCCAGCACACAGAGUAUGGACGAAAUGCAACCACUUCCAAAGGGGAGCAUGGAAAUUAACCUCUCUAGCGAAAACCACUCCCCAGAGCUCGAGACUCCCGAACCGCCCAUCAUCUACGCUUCCAUUGGCAAGAGCUUUCCUCUCAUGUUCCAGCCUUGGGGUAAGACAGAGGCGGAAUCCCAAAGGCAAGGAGCACAGCUCUCAGACCAUCUCUACGAGAACCUGCACGAUCUGGAGCAGCGAGCCUCUGCCUCAGAAUGUCUUGGCUUCAGCUACGGAGACUCCCCUGAGGGCAGCAAAAACAAUGACCAAUUGUCCAUUUAUGACAGUCCUAAAACACCCAAGCGCUUGAGCGGCCAUUUUGUCUCAAGCGCAAGGGCGGACUCCUCUCCGGACAGACAGUGUCCAUCUCAUCCGCUAGACAGUCAGGAGGCUGCGAGUGGAGGUGAAAGGAGUGGUAGGCCCAAGGGAAGAGGUGCGUUCAGACACAAGCUGGUUACCAUGCUCAGCAGAGAUGGAUGUGGUGGUAAAAAUAAGAACUCUAAUCAGGUGGACAAGCCUUAAUAAACUGCUCCAGCUGAGAGAUCAAUUCCCAAGGCCUGAUGUUCUUCUGAUCUGCAUAUCUUUUAUUUUCUUUCUCUUGCCUCAUAGCCAUAACCUCCAAGCAGGGAUAAUCUAUGCAUGGUGAUGGUUUGGGUAGAGGUAAAAUCCUCCAGGCCUAUUCUGUUCCUUGAAGGCUAAGUGGAUAUCUAAUUGUUUUUGUUUUACAAUACCAUGAUCAAUAAUAACAUUUGUUAUCUCAA
Messenger RNA from Thamnophis sirtalis, 1619 nucleotides. RefSeq names its product docking protein 3 (gene DOK3). Gene Ontology annotation, cellular component: cytoplasm. Gene Ontology annotation, biological process: positive regulation of MAPK cascade; Ras protein signal transduction; cell surface receptor protein tyrosine kinase signaling pathway. The record is from RefSeq and is a predicted model, not a curated record. Lineage: Eukaryota; Metazoa; Chordata; Lepidosauria; Squamata; Natricidae.